Molecule: messenger RNA, 348 nt
Organism: Cooperia oncophora
Lineage: Eukaryota; Metazoa; Nematoda; Chromadorea; Rhabditida; Trichostrongylidae
Source: the annotation of a GenBank genome assembly
CUGAUAUUUCAGUCAGACAUUGCUUGCUGCGGCAGUAGAUUCGAACACUUUGAUUUCCUGAUCGACAUCGUUCCCCGUGAAGAUUCAAAGAAGAUCCAUGAUGAACUGGCCAAUAACUCACUGACCGUGACAUCGGAAGGCGUGAUAGGAACGCCUGCUCAGGUGCAGUAUGUGUUGGCUGGCGAUGGCGCAUCCGGUAACGACGUGUAUCACCUUGAGAAUGGACAAGUUGGUCCUUCCGCUGCCAAUAUCGACAUUAGUCAGUUUGCCUCCUGGAAUGCAAAUUUUACACAUACCGUCACAAUGAUUCUUCUCUCCUCGAGCUCCUACCACCCGGCUUCAUUGUAA